AUUAAUUGUUUAAAUGUUUURGAAGCACCAAUUAAAGACAUUGAAGAAUUAAAAGAGAAACAGUUGUAUGGAAAGUUAAUUGAAUCAUUGACUUUGAGAAAAGAUGUAAAUGGAUCUGAUGAUGAAAAUAUUAUUUCCGCAUUUAUUAAAGAUGAAUAUCCUGAAUUUCAAAUUAAUAAGGAUCAAAUUGAAAAAUAUUCCGAAGACACAUAUAUCAUGUCGUUAGUACUAUCUCAUGCGAGUCAAAAUUCUAAUUUUCAUUUACCUAUGUGUACUAAAUUACARCAUGAAACACAAAUUAAAAUUAAAUCUUUUCUUGAAAUGGUAUUACCUUAUGGAAAGUCCAUUUCUUUUGAAAUAUUAAGAKACGYUAUAAUAGAGUUAACUGAAAUUGAAAGAAAAAAUGUAUUUAAAACACCAAAUACACGUUCUCUUAAGGAAUUUUUUGGUUCUCCGGUAGUACGUUCUGCCCAAAGCAGUAGAAUUUUAAAUGAAAGAAAUCGUGAAUUAAGACUUUUAAAAUCCGAAUUAGAAGUAGAGAGGUUUGAAAAAGCAGAUCUUCAAGAGGAUUUAAGAAUAGAAAAAUACAAAGUGCAGCGUUUAAUGAAAUUACUGGAAGAAAAAACAUUAGAAAUAAAAAAAUUAAAAGAAGAAAAAAAUAAACUAGCAACUCCAAGAUCUUGUAAAAAAGGAAAGAAUACAUUUCACAAUGAAGAUUAUUACAAGCGAAAAAUACAUGAAUUAAAAAAUCAGUUACUUCAAUCUCAAGAUAAUAUUAUUAAAUUGGAAAAACAUAAAACAACUGUUACAGAAAAAUUAACAACAUUUUUAGAGAAAGAAAAUGUAAGUCUUAACGAAAAGUGCAAUAACUUAGAAAGAUCUAUAGAAAUGUUAACGGUAGACAUGGAGUCUAAGGAAAGAGAAAUAGUAGAUCUUAAAAUAACUAAUGAAGAUUUACGUACACAUUUAAGAAAAUUAAAUCAUCGAUAACUGUCAUCGAUAGAAGACAGUUUUGAAGUUGAUGGAGUUAUAUUAGAAAAUUCUUUGUUGAUACCUAUGAAUACAAGUGAGACUUUAAGUUCUGUUAUUGACGUUCAACUUCAAGAAACGAGAAAUGAAAAUACUUUAUUAAAAACACAACUUAAUCAGUUAAAGGAAAAAAUUAAAAAUUACUUUAAAAGAACAUAAAGAUUCAACACAUUUAAUAUCAAUCUUGCAAAAUGAAGUGAAAAUGUUAAAUGAUAUAAAAUUAGAAUUAAAUGAUGCUCAAAACAAAAUUGUAUCUUUAGAGAAAAAUAAUAUAAUAAUUGUUAAGAAUAGCGUAUAUAAGAGACGUUAUGUCUUCUCACYCCGUCASCCCUACUCUUUACCCCUACUUCUCCUAUGGGCCGCACAGUCCCUUAGUACAGGGCAGUGCUGUCAGAUCCAUGUGUUCGGACGACACGAGUCGCUUUCAUAGUGUGUC
Molecule: messenger RNA, 1465 nt
Organism: Polistes dominula (European paper wasp)
Lineage: Eukaryota; Metazoa; Arthropoda; Insecta; Hymenoptera; Vespidae
Source: RefSeq, a predicted model, not a curated record